This is a messenger RNA of Ixodes scapularis (black-legged tick), 1936 nucleotides long. Its product is annotated as sorting and assembly machinery component 50 homolog A. Gene Ontology annotation, cellular component: outer membrane; SAM complex. The transcript is spliced from 14 exons. Lineage: Eukaryota; Metazoa; Arthropoda; Arachnida; Ixodida; Ixodidae. The coding region runs from base 190 to 1548 and encodes 452 amino acids. Gene Ontology annotation, biological process: mitochondrial respiratory chain complex assembly; protein insertion into mitochondrial outer membrane. The record is from RefSeq and is a predicted model, not a curated record.
GUGACCAAAGGUCACAAAACAUGCCGGCUGCUCGCGAAAUGUGGAGGUAGCUACACAUGCUGCGUUGAAUUUCGUCGUACUCAGCGCUUCAUAACCUCCCGGUUAUGGUUAUAUCAACUCGCAAGGUAUUAGAGAGGUCGAGGAUUUCCCUGACGAAGAAACUGCCGUAGCACUGACUAAACAGAAGCCAUGGGAACGGUCCAUGCAAAGUCGGCCGAAAGGCGCGGGGGCCAGGAAAUGCAGGUACCAUUAGAUCAGAUUCAGGCUCGUGUGGACAAGGUGUUCGUAGACGGAGUCAUCCGCACAAAAGACGACAUCCUCAAGAAGGCUGUGAACGACUUGUUCCUUGCUAGAGAUUUUCAAGAGGUGAUUUUGAAAACCCGCUAUGUGAGGAAACAGUUGGAGACUUUGGGUGCCUUUAAACAAAUCUCUGUCGUCAUCGACACAAGCACUGGUCCACAGUCGAGCCCAAAUGGUUUGGACGUGACCUUUAAAGUUCAAGAAGUAAAACGCAUGGUGGGCGGGGUCAACACCCUUGUUGGUAACAACGAAGGAAGCAUGGUCAUCGGUCUCAAAUUCCCAAACACCUGGGGCAGGGGUGAAUUUGUGCAAACUGAGUACCAUUAUGGGACCAAGCACUCAAGUGGUUUCAACGUCACAGUCAGCAAGCCUUUCCUUGGGUGGUUGAAUCCACGGAUCACCGGAGCUGUGUUUCAGCAGGCCGCCGAUUUCACGUGGAGCGGCUUCCGCCAGGUGGACCGUGGCCUGUUGACAGAGCUCCUGUUUGAAUCCACGCCGGGCGUCCACCACAGCCUGCGAUGGGAGGCCCUCUGGAGAGAACUGUCCGGUCUCACGCCCACCAUCCCCUUCGUGGUCCGGGAAGAGAUGGGACACUCCCUCAAGUCUUCGCUCAAGCACGUGGUGACUGUGGAUCGGCGAGACAAUUCCGUUCUGCCAACCGAAGGUGGCUACUUCAGGUUACACCAGGAAUUGGCAGGCCUUGGUGGUGACAUUGGGUUUCUGAAGCACGAAGUGGAAUGCCAAGUCAAUGUGCCUAUCAGCCGCGACUUUGUGCUCCAGGCCAGCUGCAUGGCCGGGCACGUCAUGGGGUUUGGCCAGAACAAGACCUUCAGCAUCUGCGACCGCUUCUUCCUCGGCGGACCGCUCAACCUCAGGGGCUUCCACCAACGCGGCGUUGGACCCCACGCCGAAGGUCACUCCCUGGGCGGAGAGGCGUACUGGGCCAGCGGCCUGCACCUAUACACUCCCCUGCCUUUCCGGCCGGGGGAAGGGGGCCUGGGGGACUACUUCCGCACGCACUUCUUUGCCACGGCCGGAAACGUAGACGACUUCAAGUUCACUGAAGAUAUGCAACACAACCUGGAGCUGGCGAUGAGGAACUUCCGGUGGUCGCUGGGCAUGGGCAUUGCACUCUCCAUCGGGCACAUAGCUCGCUUUGAGCUCAACUACUGCGUCCCAAUGAAGGCAAAGUCCGGAGACAGGUUAAACCACGGCUUACAGUUUGGCAUCGGAGUGUCGUUUCUGUAGCACUGCCAAUCUCUAGCCAAGUUUUUAGGUGAGUUAUCAGACGAUGAGUGCCAAGACAUCACAAUGAUUCAACCCCAACUUUUUUUUUCAGGUUCAAAGCAGCAUGUUUGUCCAGUUUACUGCCCCAUUUCUUUGUUGACAUUAGCAUAGUCGAAGUAAGGGUACUUACGCUGUAAAGUUCAAGCAUUAUUUUUCUCUGUCGAGUUUCAACCGAUUAAAGGAUGCAAUGUCAACAUCCCUGUGUCUGCUUUUCGUACCAAGUCUGCCACAAAGCCCAACCUUUCUACGAGACAAAAAUAAACUUUCGCUUCCCAGUGUCCUUUUUCCGGACGCUGGCUCGGCAUAUCUGGGGUUUUAAGAAAGGAAAACAUGCUUUGCACCAAUGGAG